GUUUGGCAGGCCAUUGCCAGAAACUUUUGCCACUGGUUCAAAAAGAAUGAACAAUGGUGGCGCCAAAGGAGCCUUCUUCGAUCUGCUCCUAGCCGCCUGAUGAAGUUGACUUGGUGGCUUCUGGACAAGCUCUCUAAGCAUAGAAUUGCACACCAGCAGACCAGCAUUCUGCAACGCUGCAGUCAGGGCUGAGUAUGAUUCUUUAAAGCCGAUGAGUGGCUCUCUGCACUUCUGGAUGUAAGUCCUCGGUCCUGUCAUGCUAUGCUGCCGCACCCUCUGCAAGGUGGCGGCUAGGACCAUGGCUACAACAGGAUUGCAGGGAGGCAGGUUCUGCGCCUCGCUGAUGUCACUGGAGCGAUGUAUUCCACGCUCUUGCCGAACCAGAGGCAUCCUAAUUAGUCCGCGCGCAGCAAACUUCAGAGGCUUCUGCAACCGGAGCUUGUCAGAAGCGGGUGGCAAGAUCUUUCCCCUGAGGGCGCCACUGCGAAUUGGUGUGUCUUUACUUUGUUGGGACCCCCUAUUCUUACGGGGUUGUGCGUCAGUCAUCGAGCCCGGGGCAACUAUGAGCUUUCAAGCGACAUCUGCCUCAUCUCGGACAAGCAUUGGGGUCCAACCAGAGACUUCUUACAAAGCUGAGGAUAAAGACCCGGUAAAAGCAGGAAGUGACAGCAUGCGUCGAACGCAGAAGAACAAACAGGGCGAAGUUGAGGAGCCGGCUGCUUUGCCAAUAGAAGGAAUAGACGAGGCGACCGAAAGGAAGAUCGUUGACUUUGUUCGGGAGUUUGUUGACAACUCAGUUGGCAAGAGGAGCUUCUUUCCAAGAGUGACAGAGGCUCUGAGGUCAGCGGGUUUCCACCUGGAGAAGGGCGCCCUGCCUCAGCUGCUGAAGAAGCACCCCAACCUGUUCGCAUACAAUUCAGCCAACCAGUAUGUCCAGCUGAAAAAGCAGAAACCAUCGAAGGACUUUGAAGAGCUGAGCUUCGAGGAGCGCGAGCGGCGCUUUGUCGACUUCCUGGUGGCCGUCCUGCAAGAGCCCCCGAUCCCCUCCGACGGCUUCUACCUCUGCUGGCUGUCCGCACUCGCAAAGCACCCCGCUUCCGGAGUUGACCUGACCGGGUUACAGCGCAUGACCCGAAUGGUUUACAAGCACUUGGACCUCUUCGACUUUGACGGAUAUGGCACCCCGAUGAUCCGGAUUAAGCUAACCGAGCAGGGACGGUUGAGGACGCCCCCGCCACUGUCGAGGGAGUUCCGGUUGUAUCUGAGAAGCGAUCAGAUGCAGCGGUUCCGGGACGGAGUGUAUGUCGGGGAUGUGGAGAGGAAAGCUGAGAUGGAGGAGAAGGCCAAGGCUUUGACGGAGGAAGAACUAGCAGUGGUCCUCUUUCUGAUGCGGGCCGUCCACUCCAAGGGCCCAGGGGGAGUGUUAAGCUUGAAUCAUGCGGGGAUGUUGGUACAAGAGCGCGGUCUGAAGGUACGAGGGAAACACCCAAAAUUGUCAACCAUUCUCAUAAAGAGCCGGGACGCAUUCGACAUGCUUCAGUGGAUGACCCCCUAUGCGGCAGUCUCUUUGACGCAGGAAGGAUGGGACGUGGCAGAGAAGCUGCCCCAUAUAGAGGGCUUGGACUUUAGCGUAGGUAAAAAGAGUUCAAAAUCAGCGGGGGCGGAGGACGACGGAUUUGCCAAGGAAAGUGAGGAUCUAGCAGGCGAGGCACCCGAUUGAAAGGAAGAACUAUGUGAACGGAAAAUGUCGGAAGGAGGUAUAAUGCUGCGGGGUAUUUGUCGUCU
Molecule: messenger RNA, 1785 nt
Organism: Klebsormidium nitens
Lineage: Eukaryota; Viridiplantae; Streptophyta; Klebsormidiophyceae; Klebsormidiales; Klebsormidiaceae
Source: the annotation of a GenBank genome assembly